AUGUCAGAGGAUUCUUAGUAUUCAGAUAUUGCAGGAGGUUGGAUAAGUUGGUUUUGCGCUUUAGAAGAUCAUUAAUUUUUAUGUGAAGUUGAUGAGGAUUAUAUAAAAGAUAAUUUCAAUUUAUAUGGAAUAAAAUAGAAAUUUAAUCAUUACAAUGAAGCAUUAGAAAUGAUUUUAUCGACUGAAAGCCCUGAUGAUGAUGAUUUAGAAGAUGAAAGGUUUUUAGAAAUAUAUUAAGAAGCAACCGAUUUAUAUGGACUAAUACAUUCAAGAUUUACUACUUCCCCAAAAGGUUUAGCUAUGAUGAGAGAAAAGUUUUUACUUGGAAGAUUCGGGGUUUGUCCUAGAGUACUUUGUGAAAGACAAAAUGUUUUACCUUUAGGAAUGAGUGAAGAAUUAAGAACUUCGAGGGUUAAAGUGUUUUGUCCAAGAUGCGAAGAUGUUUACAUACCUAAAAAAAAUCCUGAUAUUGAUGGGUGUUAUUUUGGAGUUUCUUUUCCUCAAACAUUAUUACUUACUUAUCCUGAUUUAAAUCCAUAAAAAAAUAAUUAAAGUUAUGUUCCUAGAAUUUAUGGAUUUAGAAUAUAUAAAAAGAAAGGAUCUAGAUUUGCUGAAGAUGAUCAAAAUGUAUGUGAAGUCACUCAUUAUAGUGAAGAAUUAUUGAAAUAAAUUAGAGGAAAAGCUGACAAAAAUAAAUAAGAUGAUAAAAAAAAUUAUUCUAAUAAUAUUAUUUAAUGA
This is a messenger RNA of Ichthyophthirius multifiliis, 738 nucleotides long. RefSeq lists its product as hypothetical. Gene Ontology annotation, molecular function: protein kinase regulator activity. Lineage: Eukaryota; Ciliophora; Oligohymenophorea; Hymenostomatida. The record is from RefSeq and is a predicted model, not a curated record. Gene Ontology annotation, cellular component: cytoplasm; protein kinase CK2 complex. The transcript has 6 exons.